Molecule: messenger RNA, 1901 nt
Organism: Silurus meridionalis
Lineage: Eukaryota; Metazoa; Chordata; Actinopteri; Siluriformes; Siluridae
Gene: c14h17orf75
Product: chromosome 14 C17orf75 homolog
Exons: 10
Coding region: 77-1261 (394 amino acids)
Cellular component (GO): trans-Golgi network
Source: RefSeq, a predicted model, not a curated record
CGCAUGCGCAGUGCGCAUCCUGCGGUGUGGGUGACGCAGGUGGUAUAUUGAGUGAGAGAGAGAGAGAGAAACAGCGAUGUUUACAUCUCAGACAUCUUCAUUCCAGGAAUCUCUGGAUGUAGAAGAUAAAGAUGCAGAUUUCGAUAAUGAAGAACUCGCCGCAUACGGACAGAAAACACAGCAGAUCAACUGCUACUAUUCUAUCUAUUAUUAUCAGAGCGCGAGAACGGAAUCUUCUGAGGAGAGUGUAUCCUGGAGCCAGAGGAGAUCUGACUCCACUACGAGCCAGGAGGACUUUAGUUUAACUCUACUGGACAGCAGCCUGCCAUCAGAGGCAGAACCUGAAUUGCGGAGCUACAUCUCAUGCAGACUGUGUAAAGGAGCUCUGCUGGGUGGCAUGGGCAACAUUGCUACGGUAGAGCUGAGUCUUCCUGAGCAGGCAGUGGGUUGUUACUGCUGCUUCCUGGAGCAGGAGAAAUCUCCGGAACAGCCCGAGGCAGACGGUAACGGCUGGGUGGUUUGUCUUCUCGGAGGCUCUGAGAAAGGCCUCAAUUUGUUCAGAAUCGAGCUGGAUAAAUACGUGCAGGGUCUCCAGAGCAGCCUGACACCAGAAAUGCAGAAUCUGGAGUCUGAGAUCCGGCCGUAUCUGAGCCGCUGGUACGAGGAGUCCGUCAUGCACAUCCACCGUGUGGUGCAGCUGGUGCAGGCCAACAUCGCCUUCCUGCUUCAUGCUGCUUUAAGUCACACUCACGUGGAGGUGACCGGAGCAGAUGAGAGGACCAAGACAGAUGUGGUGAGGUUUAUUAAAGCGGCGAGUCUUCAGGGUUUGGUGCAGGAGGAACCGAACACGACGGCGUUGUGUAAAUCCGUUUCUGAGACCUCGCACUCGGACCUGCUGAUCGACUGCUCCAGCGGAGAGGCGACGUUCACUAACACGGUGACCAACCGGUUCUGUGACGAGUGGAUCCCGGCGUUUGUGAACGCAGCCGAGCGUUUUAACCCGUUCCUCCUGCGACAGAUCCUGGACAACUUCAAACUCAAGGCCAUCCAGGACAUGAACAACCUGAAGCGUUUUAUCCGCCAGGCAGAAAUGAGCCACUACGCUCUGUUCCGCUGCUGCCUCUUUCUGCAGAGCUGCGGAAACGGAGAUGUUCUUCUGCAGAACGCUCGAGCCGAACACAGCGGCCUUCCUGAAGCCUGCAGCAUCAUCCGUGUGCUGGAAGAGUUCCUCAGUGAGCAAGCUGCGAUCACGGCGCAGUGAUGAGACCCGGCCUACAGGGGGCGCUGACAAUUCACAGCAAAGUUAAAAGGACCAUUCUAUAUCUAUGUACGUUACAGUUUUUCCUCUGAGUGUGUGAUCUGGAAUGAGUCCGGUGCACUGACAGUGUUGAUGCUGACGGUGCAGUGAGUUGACAUGGCCUGCAGGGGGCAGAACGUGAACGCUAUACUGUACAUUCCGUGUGUGUGUGUGUGUGUGUGUGUGUGUAUGUGUGUGUGUGUGAAUAUAGAUUUAGCUCAUAUGCUAAUCUCGGGUAUCGUGCAAUUUGGUCGAAUCACACCAAUGUCACACAUGAUCAUCAUAUCAUUAAUCAUGAAGAAUGUAAAUCUGAUACGUAUAAUUUUCACCUCAUAAUCACUGAUUAAACUCUAACACUUGGGCUUUAAUUGUCCAUCAUUUUGUGUAAUUUAAUUUAGUUAUCACUGCACUAUGUACUGAAUUGAAUUGUGACAACACUAAUGAUGAACUGAACAAGUGACAGAUUCUUUUUUUCAUUAAAUCAUUAAUUUCAUUGCACAGGUUUGUUUCUGAUUGUGUUUAUUCUUCAUGUCGAAUGAGACCCCGUGUGUGUCCUCGUGAACUUCAAUGUGACUUACUGUCAAUAAAUACACAUGAAAAUGGA